Molecule: messenger RNA, 2277 nt
Organism: Cladocopium goreaui
Lineage: Eukaryota; Dinophyceae; Suessiales; Symbiodiniaceae
Source: the annotation of a GenBank genome assembly
AUGCUGGACGAUGAGAUCACGUCCAGUGAGGACGAGGCGGAGGAAGACUGCCGCGCAGGGGGCCGCAAGCCGCGCAAGAUUGCAGAAGAGGCCAUUUUGUGGAGAAGUUUUUGGAGACCGAGUGGAGUGGAAGAGUGGUUGGAGGAGAACAUGCAGGGAGACAAAAGUCCGGCCACGGAGAAGGCCUAUGGUGGUGUGUGGGCGAAGUGGCGAGCAUGGGCGAGGAGACAGCGAUGGUUGUCAGAGUAUUUGGACAGGUCGGAAAGCACGGUCGAGCGGGAGAACAAGCUGUUAGGUUUUGUGGGCUACUUGGGCUGGCUGGGAGCGUCGGUGAACACCAUCAGGCAGAACAUCUACGCCAUCAAGAUGGCCCACAAGCGUGUGGGGGCCGGGGAUGUCCUGGAUGGCAUGCACCGGGUGUGGAUCUUGCUGGGGGGAGAGCACAUGCACCUCCACUCCUUUGUCAAGGAGCUUCUGCAGGGCCAUGAGGACGAGGCGGAGGAAGACUGCCGCGCAGGGGGCCGCAAGCCGCGCAAGAUUGCAGAAGAGGCCAUUUUGUGGAGAAGUUUUUGGAGACCGAGUGGAGUGGAAGAGUGGUUGGAGGAGAACAUGCAGGGAGACAAAAGUCCGGCCACGGAGAAGGCCUAUGGUGGUGUGUGGGCGAAGUGGCGAGCAUGGGCGAGGAGACAGCGAUGGUUGUCAGAGUAUUUGGACAGGUCGGAAAGCACGGUCGAGCGGGAGAACAAGCUGUUAGGUUUUGUGGGCUACUUGGGCUGGCUGGGAGCGUCGGUGAACACCAUCAGGCAGAACAUCUACGCCAUCAAGAUGGCCCACAAGCGUGUGGGGGCCGGGGAUGUCCUGGAUGGCAUGCACCGGGUGUGGAUCUUGCUGGGGGGCCUGGAUCGACGUUCUACGACCCGGCGUCCUCCGCGGUGCGCUGCCUUGGCUCCCUUGGGCAGGAAUGUCCUCUUGGGUGUCCUCUGCCUUCUGGUACUGCUACUGCAAAAGCUCAUUGGCAGCCAAGGGCUUGGAAUUCUGGAAGCAUGGUACUUUGAAGGAAGCAUGGGUGAUGGCAAUGGCGAGGAGAAGGAGGUGUUUGAUGGUACGGUCGUGUUUGAUGGUACGGACUGCGGGAAAUCUACCAGAAAGAUGGCGGGAAGGUCUGGUGCGAGUAGGAACCGCGCCCAUCAACACGGUGCUACGCCAAAGAUCCUGGGAAGACCUCGUGUGGCGGAAACCCAUGAGGAGCAUGCGGCCGGAGUCGAACCAGUCUACGUUUUCGAUCGGAAGAGGCCCCCAGGUCAUUUGUGCCAGCUCACGUCGGAGGAGAUCUGGAAGCUACAGGGCCGGUCGGUGGUCGACCUGAACAAGGGCACGCUGAUGGAGCAGAUGGUGUGUGAAGGAUGCCGAGCGACAGGUGCUCAGUCGGCGUCGGCGGCAAGUCUUCUCCUAUGGGCAGGUGAUGUGAUGGAGAUGAUCAUGGAGGAGAGGGCCACCAAGGCCGGAAUGUGUGCCGAGGUUGAAGGAGACUACGGGCGGAGAGCAGGAGGAGAGGACGAGGUGGAGCAGGUCUUUUGGGCCAACCGAUGGACAGAGGCUUGGUGGAUAUCAAUGCUGGACGAUGAGAUCACGUCCAGUGAGGACGAGGCGGAUGAAGACUGCCGGGCAGGGGGCCGCAAGCCGCGCAAGAUUGCAGAAGAGGUCGCUGGGCCCGCCAUUCGUUCCUUACGCAGGUUGGAGGAGAACAUGCAGGGAGACAAAAGUCCGGCCACGGAGAAGGCCUAUGGUGGUGUGUGGGCGAAGUGGCGAGCAUGGGCGAGGAGACAGCGAUGGUUGUCAGAGUAUUUGGACAGGUCGGAAAGCACGGUCGAGCGGGAGAACAAGCUGUUAGGUUUUGUGGGCUACUUGGGCUGGCUGGGAGCGUCGGUGAACACCAUCAGGCAGAACAUCUACGCCAUCAAGAUGGCCCACAAGCGUGUGGGGGCCGGGGAUGUCCUGGAUGGCAUGCACCGGGAGUUGAUUGGGCCGGAGGAGCCAAAGGGAUGUUCGCCAGCUGCGGCCGAUGCUUCGAUGGCUUUCGCAGCCUUGUCAACGGCGUGGUUCUUCAUGCUGAGAUGCAAGGAGUUCGCAGAAUCAAACGGGGUCGACAAGGAUAUGAUCCUACGUGGCUGCGAUGUACGCCUUGCAACUGAUGGACUCACGGCCGAGGAGGACCCUGAGGAGGUGACAAUUCAGUUCAAGAAGACCAAGGGGGCUUUGGUGAGGGAAAAACCGUGA